GACAGUACUCCGCCGUCAAAAAUUCACGCCGCUGGAAUUAAGUACGCAGUCAUAGUAUACUUAAGUGUAAGUACGGAAGUGCGUGAUUUGAAAGAAUGUUUGAACCGGAAGUGGAGAGGAACCGGUUCCGGAUAAGUUCCUAAACCCACACGCGCUGACCAUGCUUCACGGAAUUUCAGACAAUAUUGAAGCAGUUGAAUCGGUUGGGUUUUUUUUUAAUAUAUAAUUUGUGUACCGUAAUACACUGACGACAUGUCAUGACAAUUCGAAGGGGGGAAAAGCUUGUUUACUGUAUAUAGCUUUAGUUGAGUCUGAGGACCAACAUGUCCAGACUUGUUCCCUGGGACACCGAGGGAUCACCGGAUGUCUUUGUAAUAAUUUAAACAAAAAUGGACUACCAGUUCCCCCAGCAGCUUUUCUCUUCAUUCUACAACUGUGGACCAGCGGACUCGACGCUGAAGCACUGUGCUGGACAUUGGGGCAGCUAUGAUCGGGUCAGACUUAAGGGCGGUUCUGGAUCACAAAACAAUUGGACCUUUACACCCAGACAUCAUGUUAAAGGGGAGAUAUUGCGUCACACCGAGCCGGUACCAAUUCCACUCUUCAACCCCAAAAAAUCUUUCCUUUGGUAUUCAGCUCCUCCCGAUCCACAGGACUUCACUGAGCAUAUGCAGAACUUCUUCAUUGAUCAUUGCCAAGACGCUUUCGGGUGCAUGACUGAAAUUCUGGGCAACCAUAUCUAUUUGAAGAAGGGACCGAAAGGGCACCAACAAAGAAAUGCUGGUCCCCCCCGGAAACUAAAACGCUUCAUCAACAUGCUGAAUUUGCCAAUAUGCCACCAGUCGUAUUCCUCCAGGUCAGUGCAAGCGUACAGUGCCCUGCUGUCAGAUGCCUUGCCAAAUGUGCCCGUCGAGCUGCUGGGCUCUCUGUUGUACGAGGAGCUGACGGAGCAAAGAGACAGUCUGUUGUUUUCUGAAGCAGCCACAGGGGGCGCUCUCGACUUCAUCCCCUUUUCUCAUAGUGGGAGCUUUCAGCGAGGCUGCCUCAUCUACCCUGGAAACCAAGGACUGGACCGCCUCAACUUCCACACGAUGGAGCUAGAGCACCGUAGAGACCGAGGUUUCUCUGUCAACUCCAGCCUCAGCAAACCAUUCAGCUUUCAACUGAAAGGUCCAAUCAGACAAAUAAGCUCUGCAUCUCUGUUGAAUGAAUGUUGCGUGGCAGUGAGGUCCGAUCACCUGUGUGGCGUUUGGAGAUGCAGCGAGAGAAACGAACCACAAUUGCUGCAAGUCGUGAACACUAGAGAGGCCGCCACCUGUGUCAGCGUCAGUCCUCACGUUUUAGGUGAAGUUCUGGUGGCCAGUAAAAGUGGAACAGCUCACCUGUGGACUGUUGGGAAAGGGAUCCAGAAGGUUCAUGACGAUGAUGGCAACCUGUACUUUAAUGCCAAGUCGUCAUGGCGAUGGUGCGAGUUCUCUGCUCACCCUCGAGUGGUGUUGUACGCUGACAGGACUGGUGCCGAGCUGUGUGAUAUCAGGGUGAGUCCCGCCUCCAUCCACACUCUGUUUCGAAUCAGCAACACCAUAGAGUGUCGGAGUGGGGAGAGACUGAUCUUCUGCAGAUACCUAGGAGGCUCCCACCCCUUUCACCAUAUCUUCACAACUCAGCACUCGGCCUACAUCAUGGACGAGCGAUUCCCGUGCCUGCCCAUGCUGAAGCUGGAUCACAUGAUGCAGUUCCCACCCAUGUUCUGUCACGUCCUUCCCGGGGUGUCCUCACCCGAUCCAACCGGAGGUGGAGGUAGAACCACUAAGGUUUUUCUGGGUUCCCAGAGUUCUCAGGAAAUCACACUGCUGCAAUACUCAGGAGGCAGAUUAGAGGCAUGUGUCAGUCAUGGUCCUCCUCAAGCUCUACUUCGGCCUUGUGACAGCCUCAAACAGCUUCCUGUCCAGAUCCCACACCGCAUGGACACGGCGGCUAACAGACUGUCUUCCCCUGCUGCAGGGCUGACGUGUAUCCAGGAGAGUGAAGGCAAUGGGCAAAGUCCAGAGUGCUUCUGUGUGCUCCAGCUAACGGAGGCAGGGGAUGUUUUCUACCAGAUCCUUGAGCCUGAGCGGUCAGACCCCGUUCCACCACCAGCCACUGAGGACGAACCCCAGCCUCAACAAACUGCCAAAGUCUGGACGUUGGACAAUGGCACAAAAUCAGGGAGAGAUUCUUCUUCAUCGCACAAUUUGGCACAGGCAGAUUCUCAGUGGGCGGUGCCUGACACAUCCAGCGAUGAGGACGUCAUCGGACAAACUCAGGAUUCAGUGUUUCCCACUUUCAUUGCGGAAACACCACGGAGGAAAUUUCCAGAUGAUGCUUCCUCUGAAACUGGAUCUGAGGAAUCGGAGACACAAGAGAAAGGACAAAAGCUGAGCAGGUUGAACCUCCAGGUUCUAGUCAAUGAUGGUCCAGACGGAGAGGAUGGGAAGGAGACCAACGAUAAAGCUGAUGAUCCAGAGCAGCCAGACGCUAAUCAGGGGACAACCAGCAAUGUGACCCCUCCCAUCCAGCGGGCUCCAGUGAAGCCCAGUGAGGCGGCUGUCUCCUUGUGGAAACACUGGCUCCAGAAACUGAUGCACAUCAGCCACAAAAAGAAGCCACGCCCUCAACACCCGCAUCAUUUGGCGUUUAACUCAUGUGGCCUCCUCCGCCUGUCCAGGGACAAAAUGAGGGAGUUAUCUGAGGAGGUGACGAGCGUGCGACACCAGCUGAUGGCGUGCAUGUCCAACCGUUCACUCCUAGUGACAAGCUCCGCCCCAUCAGACUCUACGGGUAUUCUGCCAUUUCCAGACCAGGUGGACACUGAAGCUUGGAAAGACGGGCUCAGCGAGCGUCUGACGCUCUCCUGGCAGGGCGAGGAGAUGUGGCGAGCAUGGUGGGAAGACCGGCUGGGCCUGAACAAGGACAAGAAGAUGGAUGCUCUCAGGAAGAAGAGGAGGAGAGCGAGGGAGGCGAAAUGGGCCGCCGGACGACGACUUGACCUUUCUGGAAGUUUCACUUCAUCCGUCAGCUACCAGUCGGAUGUGGAUAAUUACUCCGACUUCACGGGCUGGUCCUCCGGAGCCAGCCAGGGGGCGCUCUCGGAUACAGAAGAGGCCAAGAUGUUAUCGCAGUCGGAGGACUUGAUGCCAAGAUCCAGGACACCCACCAGCGUGCUGACAGAAUCCACAUUCCCUACGCCAACCACCACGCCUCCACAUGGAAAAAAUACCCAAGAUAACCUGGGUACGCCCAGCACCCCGAGAGUCUUUACUGAGCUGAAGACCGUCCAGCUUGAAUUCACCCCAUCCAGUCAGAGGAGGAGCAAACGCCCCGGAGAUGACUACCUCAGCUCUUUGUUUGGCUCACAGGACGGUCCCUUUCAGCAUGACAGCUACUUCCUGGAUGAGGGCGGCGAGGACCACUCACUUCCACCCAUGGCCCACUCAUCGCAGCACCACAGCUCCCAGCAUCUGCCCCCCUCCCAGAAUUCACUGGGGCGGCCGUGGUCGCAGUUAUCCCAACCCAAGAAAAAGAAAGCACAAAUGGGGUUUUGAUGUUGGAUCAGUGUACGGCCUUUUUGGUGGAAGAUGCUUUUUUUUUUUCCAAGGACUCUAACAAGGACAUCUUGAAGACACAGCAACAGGAUCUUAAUAUGCAGUGGAAAAUCAUAUGAUUUAUUUUCAAGCAAACACUGGAUUUAAUCUUGGAGAGGAUUCAAUCAUGGUUGGUGCCUGAGAUCAUCAUGUGGUGGAAGAGGAUGGAGUGCUGUACUCUGGUAGGACCAAGUCACAUUUUUGUUACACUAAAAAUCCUGAAUGAAAUGUAUGUGUGGCAUAUGGAAGACGAAGAACGUCCAAAUAAUUCAUAAUGUUGCUGAUUUCAACUGGGGACUGAUAAUUCACUUCACUUCUUCACUUCUUGGCUUGAUAAGUGCUGUAAGACACACACACACACACACACACUACGCUACGCUACAUUACAUUUACACGCACAAAACCAAAAAAUACUCCUUUCCGUCUUUCCCAUGCAUUCAUUUCUUGAAAUACAUCUAAAGGUACCUGUUUGGUUUUGCUCAUAAACACAUUCUAAUGGGAUUGUGUGAAUGUAGCUGGUUGUUCCGCAAUUCUGCUUCAGAGAAUAAGAAAACGUAGCAGGAGGGUUACCAACUUUCAGACCCCUCCUAAGGUUAUCUUUGUCAAAAAAGCAACUCAGGACAAAUUUAGUGACUUUUUCUGGUCUUAUUGAUAGGACACAUACAGAGACUAACGUGAAGGUCCAUAAUGCUCUUCUCAACGAGCAGCGGGUCCUUCUGAAAGCACUGUCAUUUGCUAAGAUAUCUGAACAAAUGUCCCCUAGACCUCACUUUGGGCAGCUUUACAGAUACUUUAGGUGCCAUCAGGGUCAGGUGGACCUGGUGUUACCUUCUACAUACCGUCUGGAUUGAGUAGUUUGACAGAUGAGUAAUUGUCUGACGCCUGGAAUCAAAGUUCCACCUCGGCACACCUAGACUCUAGACUGCAGUUUGUCUUACGAUCAUGAUGCAGGUCUGAUGCAGGUUCAUGUCCUUAACAACGUUGGGGUUAAAGUGAAACAACAAAAACAUUGUGCCUCUUGGGACAGAACAGGAUUGCAAGUAGUUGUUGGAGAAAUGCUGCUGAUGAGGUCACAGCUUGAGUUCCUCCUCGCUCUGAUUGGCUCUGUGCGGUGUGCAACACAACAUGCACCGAGUACCGAGUAAUCCCUCCUUUAUGGCGAUUAAUUGUGGCCUCCUUAUUUAUAUUGGAAUAUGUAUGAAUAAAAGUACAUAUUUUAACAUUAGAGCCCUCUAGACAUGAAAUAACAACCCUAUAUUUUUUUAUAUAUAAUAAGAGAAAAUAAGACAAAAGACUCUUGCUCAUGUGUGUUGCUGUAAGUGUUAGGGGAGCAAAGUGGUGGGCGGACAGGAAGUGACGUCAGCUGCAACAGUAGCCCAUGUUAGGGAUUAUGCCUGCAAUAAAAGCCUUGUUGUUCAGGUGAUCAAAUCUGGUGCUUGUGUGUCUCACCAAGCGUUACCGUCACAUUACUGACACCUAGUGAUUAUUGUAGAAUACUACAUAUAAUCGCUAUGUCUUUAAAUGUGCCUUAUACUUGGAUAUUAGUUCAUUUGGCCUUUUUAAUGCUCGAAAAUGCUUAAUUUAGGGGAAGAAAAUGUAACCUUGUAACCUUGAGGUUAUCAGGCUUCAAGGUGAGUCCUAAAAAUAACCCAGCAGUUGUAAGUCGUCUAAAAACUAUUGAAGCAAAGAAAGCAUAACACAACAUCUUAGCUUCCUAGCUACACUGAACAGGCAAAACAGGAUUUAAAGAAAAUACGGAUCGUACUCCUACGUCAUAUUUCACAAGCUGUACAAACAAUCGCAGCGUUGCAGGCUGGGAGGUGCUUUUCAAAAACUUAGUCAUGGAACGUGAAUAUUUUCGACACACAUCCGUAUGAAUAUGCCAUUGUUAAUUUCCCAAAUGGUGGAAAUGUUCCGCCUCUUUUGCAACCGUGACAUCAGUACUUGCGUCAUCUUGUACAUCAUUUUGCCGUGACUCAAUAUGAGCUGCUGUUGGCUGAAACUCUCCUCUAUGGAAAACACUUUCUGUAGCAAUUGCAUAUGAAUGCUGAAUAUGUGUAAAUACAUGUGCACUCCUGAACAAAAUGUAGUAUAGCCAGAUUUUCCAUUGAGUGUGUGAUCCAACAUGGAUAACGGAGCACAAAAUCAGGCAAGUCCAAAUCUACGGUAUUCUAAAGACUGGAGCCAUCAGGAGGUGAGGACAGUGGGAGAUGACAUGAAAAUGAAUACAGUAGCAGGCUGGGGAUAAAUAGAUGAUGCACUGCUGUCCACUUUUAUCACUGAAAAUUCACUGUGGGUGUACAUUGAUAUUUUUUAUUUUGUAUUAAAAAAAUAUAUAAAGCCAGUAUUUUUUGCAGUCCAAUUUUUUGAAAGUGCCACAAAUGGACCCCAGUCCACAUUUUGGACACCAAUGUAGCUGAACCUUAACAAUUGCAGGUGCAGCAUUUUAUAUUUAAUUUAUUUGCAGUGUGACAUUACCAAAAUAAAAAAGAAAAGAGACAGAUAACAGUUUAAAAAUAAUAUUUUUAUAAGAUUUUUUUCCCGCACAAGUGACAAAAUAAUAAAUUA
Molecule: messenger RNA, 6191 nt
Organism: Doryrhamphus excisus (bluestripe pipefish)
Lineage: Eukaryota; Metazoa; Chordata; Actinopteri; Syngnathiformes; Syngnathidae
Gene: taf1c
Product: TATA-box binding protein associated factor, RNA polymerase I subunit C
Biological process (GO): transcription by RNA polymerase I
Cellular component (GO): fibrillar center
Molecular function (GO): protein binding; RNA polymerase I core promoter sequence-specific DNA binding
Source: RefSeq, a predicted model, not a curated record